This is a messenger RNA of Phragmites australis (common reed), 1725 nucleotides long. Its product is annotated as endo-1,4-beta-xylanase 5-like. The coding region runs from base 13 to 1725 and encodes 570 amino acids. Gene Ontology annotation, biological process: carbohydrate metabolic process. Lineage: Eukaryota; Viridiplantae; Streptophyta; Magnoliopsida; Poales; Poaceae. The record is from RefSeq and is a predicted model, not a curated record. The transcript is spliced from 5 exons. Gene Ontology annotation, molecular function: hydrolase activity, hydrolyzing O-glycosyl compounds.
AGAGUUAUAGGCAUGGGAAAUUUGGUGAUCUUGUUGCUCUGCAUUUCCUUCCUUGAAGGAAUGGCUAAAUCAGUUCCCUACGACCAUACAGCGAGCAUUGUGUGCAUGAGCAACCCAAUGAAACCUCUCUACAGCGGCGGCAUCAUCCAGAACAGCGAAUUCAACGGCGGCUUGAUGGGCUGGUCGGUGCCCUGGGGCGCCAACGCCGCAAUCAAAUCCUCGCCGUCCGGCAACAAGUUCGCCGAAGCGUUCAGCAACGGCGCCCGGCCGUCGCGCACCGUCAUCCAGAAGAUCCAUAUGCAGACCAACACGCACUAUGCCCUCUCAGCAUGGUUGCAGGUGUCCAACAGCGGGGUGGACGUGAAGGCCGUUGUCAAGGAUCCCAGCGGCUCCUUCAUCCCCGCUGGCACCGUGGUCGCCAAGGCCGGCUGCUGGACCAUGCUCAAGGGCGGCAUGACUGCAUACUCUUCGGGUCCAGCCGAGCUCUACUUCGAGGCCGAUGCCGCCGUGGACUUCUUGGUGGACAGCGUCUCCCUGCAGCCCUUCUCCUUUGACGAAUGGAACGCGCAGCGCAGCCUGUCCGCCAACAGGGCCCGCAAGAGCGCCGUCAGGGUUGUCGCCCAGGCUGCCAACGGGAAGCCACUGGCGAACGCCACCCUGAACGUCAAGGUCUCGAGAGCCGGCUUCCCGUUCGGCAACGCGAUGACCAAGGAGAUCCUCGACAACCCGGCAUACGAGCAGUGGUUCACGUCGCGGUUCACCGUGGCCACCUUCGAGAACGAGAUGAAGUGGUACAGCACCGAGAGGAGCCAGAACCAGGAGGACUACAGCGUCCCGGACGCCAUGCUGCAGCUCGCGCAGAAGCACGGCAUCAAGGUGCGCGGCCACAACGUGUUCUGGGACGACAAGAAGUCGCAGACGGGGUGGGUGAAGCCGUUGAACUCGACCCAACUGCUGGCGGCGAUGCAGAAGCGGCUCAAUUCCGUGGUGACGCGGUACGCCGGCAAGGUGAUCGCGUGGGACGUGGUGAAUGAGAACCUCCACUACAACUUCUUCGAGAGCAUGCUGGGUGCGGAGGCGUCGCCGCAGAUCUACCAGCAGGCGGGGCAGCUAGACAGCGCGGCAAUGCUGUUCAUGAACGAGUUCAACACGCUGGAGCAGCCCAUCGAUGCGAACGCGAUGCCCACCAAGUACGCCGCCAAGAUGAACCAGAUACGCUCCUACGCCGGAAACGGCCGCCUCAAGCUCGCCGUCGGGCUCGAGGGCCAUUUUUCAACGCCCAACAUCCCCUACAUGAGGGCGACGCUAGAUACGCUCGCGCAGCUUGGGAUCCCUAUCUGGCUCACCGAGGUCGACGUCACCACAGGCGCUAUGCAGGCGAGUUACCUGGAGGAGGUGCUGAGGGAAGGGUACGGACACCCGAACGUGCAGGGCAUCGUGAUGUGGGGGGCGUGGCAUGUGUACGGCUGCUACGUGAUGUGCCUGACGGACAGCAACUUCCGGAACCUUCCCGUCGGUGACGUCGUAGACAAGCUCAUCGCCGAGUGGAAGACGCACCCCAUAGCCGCCAUGACCGACGCGGACGGCGUGGUCGAGCUCGACCUCGUCCACGGCGAGUACGACAUCACGGUGACCCACCCGUCGUUGAAGGCGCCCGUUGUGCACGCCAUGACGAUUGAUGCAUCGUCGUCGGCGCUGCAGCACGCUAUAGAUUUGAAGGCGUAG